Molecule: messenger RNA, 546 nt
Organism: Lactuca saligna
Lineage: Eukaryota; Viridiplantae; Streptophyta; Magnoliopsida; Asterales; Asteraceae
Source: the annotation of a GenBank genome assembly
AUGGAGGACAUCCAUGAUUUUGAUAAAAUAGAUGUGGAGUUGGAUGCGUACUUCAAAAAGAAACAAGUUUCACGAUGCAAAGACAAAUUUAUCAGUACUCUAUGUGAAGAAGACGAUGAUGAGGCAGUAGAUGAUGCUCAAAUUGGAAUCAAUAAAGAAGACUCAGACGAAGAUUAUCGGGAAGGUAGUAAUGAGGAAGAUAGUGAUGAGGAAGCUGAGUAUUCCACCCACAACCAAAAUGUGAAAUGGAAUAAAAUGAGACCAAUGCUUGGUGAAAGGCCUAGGUUGGAACCUGAAUUACUUAAUUGGUCAAGAACUAAAAGAGGAUCUAGUGGUGGUGGAGGAAGAAAUAAAGAUGAAAAGAAGAUGGGUGCUAAAGGGAUUAAUGAGGAGGGAAUGGAUGAGAAAAGGAUUGUUAAUGGAGGGAUGCAUGAGGAAGUGAUGGAUGGUGAGGGAGCACUACCUAUCACACAACAAUUGAAUCAGGUUGGAAUAAGGCCUGCAAAGAGGAGAAAAGUGAAUCAAGUCAAAAGGAGGAAGCCUUAA